This is a messenger RNA of Purpureocillium lilacinum, 1296 nucleotides long. RefSeq lists its product as uncharacterized. Lineage: Eukaryota; Fungi; Ascomycota; Sordariomycetes; Hypocreales; Ophiocordycipitaceae. The record is from RefSeq and is a predicted model, not a curated record.
AUGCCCAUCCCGUUCAUCUUCUACGUCAUCGAGCACGGCCCGCCCGACUGGCUCCGCGACAACCGCUGGGCCAUCUUCUACACGACGCUGACGCUCACCGUCCUCUACACGCUCAAGCGCUGGACGGCCGGCCGGUCCAACACCUCGGAGCGCCCGCUGCAUGGCAAGGUGGUGAUAUUCACGGGCGGCACCUCGGGCGUCGGGGCGCAGGCCGCGCAGGAGCUCGCCGCCCGGGGCGCCCAGCUCGUCCUCCUCACGCACUCGCCCGCGUCGGACCCCUUCCUCGUCGAGUACAUACAGGACCUGCGCGACAAGACGGGCAACCAGUUGGUCUACGCCGAGCAGGUGGACCUCUCGAGCCUGCAUAGCAUCCGCAAGUUUGCGACGAAGUGGAUCGACAAUGCGCCGCCGCGACGCCUCGACAUGAUUGUGCUCUGCGCGGCGACGCUGACGCCCCCGGGGGGCAGGCGGCGGGAGACGGAGGAGGGCAUCGAGGAGACGUGGAUGGUCAACUUCCUGGCGAAUUUCCACCUGCUGGGCAUACUGAGCCCGGCCAUCAAGGCGCAGCAGUUUGACCGCGACGUGCGCAUCAUCGUCGCCACGUGCUCCUCGUACAUCGGCUCGCCGUCGCUCAAGGAGGCCCUCAGCAAGAGCACCUGGUCCCCCGGCAAGGCCUACGCGCGGAGCAAGAUGGCGCUCAACGUCUUCGGCCAGGCCUUCCAGAAGCACCUCGACUCGUACAAGCGGCCCGACCAGCUGCCCAUGAACGCGCGCGUCAUCAUGGUCGACCCGGGCCUGAGCCGCACGCCCGGCACCCGGCGCUGGCUCACCCGCGGCUCGCUCGCCGGCCUCGCCCUCUACCUCGUCGGCUACCUGGUGCCGUGGUUCCUGCUCAAGUCGCCGUACCAGGCCGCGCAGUCGAUCCUCUACGCCGCCAUGGACGGCGAGCUGGGCCGCGGCCCCGGCGGCAAGCUCGUCAAGGAGUGCAUGGAGGUGGACUAUGCGCGCGCCGAGGUCAGGGACGACGAGGUCGCCAAGACGCUGUGGCAGGAGAGCGACGCGCUCAUCGAGCGCGUGGAAAAGGCGCAGGCGAAGAAGCGCGCCGUUCAAAAGGCGGAAAAGGACAAGCAAGAGCAGGAGGACGAGGAGCGUCGCAAGGCCGAGGAGCUGGGCGGGCUCGUCGACGCCAUUAAAAAGGGCAAAGAGAGGGAAAAGCAGGCCAAGAAACAAAAGGGCGCCACGAAGACGAAGGCCAAAGGCGGCAAAGCAGCCUCAUCACCGUCACCAUCAUCAUAG